Chilo suppressalis (striped riceborer) is the source of this 1422-nucleotide messenger RNA. The record is from the annotation of a GenBank genome assembly. Lineage: Eukaryota; Metazoa; Arthropoda; Insecta; Lepidoptera; Crambidae.
UGUUAAUGCAAUUAGUCGGACUAGAAAAACUGUCGGAGACAUAAUUUUGUUUUGUUUCUGAUUUCGUGUGGUAUAUGUGAAUUGUUACCGUAAUACCAUGAAACGUUAAUAUGAAUGAUUAUAUCGCGUAGAGUGGGAGCAUUAUCCAUUACUUUCGUUGUGGUUAUCAAAAGCGAAAGAUGAAGGUUUUGCAUGGUGUAAAGCAUGUAACACUAAGUUGGUGCCUAGGUUAUCUAUUAUAAAAGAACAUGCAACCACUACUAAACAUACGAAUGUGAAUGUCAUAAAAAGGACAGAUCAGCGUUGUCGAUCUAUAUUGGCAUUAUUCCGGAAUUUUGUGCAUCCAAUUUUGGCAGGAUUUGUCAGUUUUUUUGCCUAAGCAGGGCAGGAUCUCUAAUUUAAGGUUGGUCACACUGGUUCUGAGUUCUCAGUAAUCUAUAGUCUAUGUUUGCAAAUUUGAGGUUAUGCUAAACCGCUCAGUUUAUUGACCUAUAUUUAUUUUGAUAAAUGUGAAACCAGUAGAUUCGCUGCUAAUAAAACAAAGAGUCAAAACUGAAAUAACUGCGAUGUCAACACUGUCUAGAUUUCAUAAAAUAGUUAUUAUAAGCUUAGGAGCUGUCGGUGGUGGAUUGGCGUAUUAUCAAAUAAACAAUAAAAAUGGGAAGAAAUAUGGUGUGCAUAACUCGUGGACAACAAAUUACGCACCUAGUGUUAAAUGGGACAGUAAUUGGGACCAUAGAGAACCAGAAAGUAUGACAAGGCCAAAGAGGUCAGCCAGUCCAGAAGAUGAGAACAAAUACAAUGAGAAAUUGGAAAAAGCCAAGAGCAAAGCUGUGCGACAUUUGUUUCUCAUUAGGCAUGGACAAUACAACUUAGAUGGAGGAACUGACAAAGAAAGGAUAUUGACAGAAUUGGGCAGGCAGCAAGCUGACUUAACAGGUCAGAGACUGGCAUGUCUAGACAUCAAAUGGGACUUAAUAGUGAGAUCCACAAUGACACGUGCCCAAGAGACUGCUAAAUUAAUUGCUAAGCAUUUAGAUAAAGAUAUAGAGGUGAAAGACUGUCAAAUGCUUGAGGAAGGUGCACCGAUUCCACCUGAACCACCUACUGGCCAUUGGAGGCCAGAACCAAGACAGUUCUUCCAGGACGGAGCGCGGAUCGAGGCCGCGUUCCGCCGCUACUUCCACAGGGCGCCCCCAGACCAAACCAAGGAUAGCUACACGCUGCUCGUCUGCCACGCCAAUGUCAUCCGGUUUUUUGUUUGCAAGGCACUCCAGUUCCCACCUGAAGGUUGGCUCCGGAUAUCCCUGAACCACGGCUCCAUAACCUGGAUCUCGAUAUUGCCUAACGGAAACGUUGUGCUCCGAGGACUAGGAGAGACUGGACAUAUGCAGCCCAAAUACAUAAGCAGCCGGUAAACAG